AUGUCACAUCCACUCGUGGCGGCUGUGUGGGAACAGUUAGGUCGCACUGAUAUUUCCAACAUCCUCCGAGAGAUUAUAGGAGACCAUGCCGCGCAACUGGCCGUUUCCCAAGUGCAAAAUGGACUGGUUGCGGAUGUCGAGCCGUUGGUGCGCAUGGUCUUUUGGAUCAAGGCCAUCUUCGAUCUACAACGGUCCUAUCUACAAGGUCUGACGAGCUUUCGCGAAUGUCCCCCGAGUCUGCUUCCGUAUCUCCUACCAUUGGAGACUAUCUACUCGACCCUCAUGUACCUGAUCCGGGUCAAGGCGGAAUUGCUACCCAUGACGGCGGCCGGGGUUCGUGAUCGUGCGCGGUAUCGGUAUUUCCUGGCGGAGGCUGUGCUUGCAGGUGUCAGACUGUUGUUGCUGCGGGGGGAAUCCUUACAUGCUGAGAUGAGAUCGAAUCUAGAGCGCGCGAUGAAAACUGCAUGGCAACAUCCGGGUCUGACGAAUGAGGAGGGCUAUUUGGUCAACGUGCUUUUGCCGAGAGCCAUUAAUGAUAUUGGAGGCGCAGAUGCUUCAAACGCUCAGAGCCCUUUGGCAGCUUCUGGGAGACAUUAUCUUCCGUCUUUCAAUUCGGGGCUCUACCCUUUCCUUAGUGUGCCCGAGACACAUAUUACCGAUCUCUUAACCGGCCUCGUUGGGAGCGGACCGGAUCAUACAUUAUCAUUCUGGACACUAUUUGAUACGUUAUGGGCUUCUGAAUCCGCACUUAUCCAAUGCUAUGUUGACUCCCGUCGAAUACCCCAGCAGCAAGGGGACCCAAACACGACGUCAUCCAACAUCGAAGAAGCAUUUGUCCAGACAGGAAAUGCCAGAAAAAGAUUGGCAAGAACCAUCUUGGCAGCAUCAGACGGGCAGACAGAUACACCGGCGCUCAAGAUUCUUGCGAGUAUUAUCCUGAGUCAAACUGGGGAUGGAAACCCGCCAUUGCAAACACGCAAGGUCAGAGACGCGUGGAACCAGAUGGCCAGCUUUAGAAAUGAGUUGGAUUGCUCUCUAAGCCACUUUGUGAGGUGGCUCAUCAACCGCAGGGUUCAAUUGUGGGACUGCAACGGUGAACUAGAGGCCGUGUCGCACGAGUAUCAACGACAUCUAACACUGUGGCUACACAACUCGUUGCCUGCUGGGGCAGAGAGGCAAGAUAAUGAGGCGGAUAAGGCUGGUGCUGUAUAUGUGGUGGACUGUCCUUUCGUUCAUCCGGUUCCCAAGGCAUUGCUAGAGGAACAGUUGAUAAGAAAUGGGAGCGAUACUGACGAGCUCCAAACCAUUCCAGAACUUCUUUCAAUUGAUGCCUCUUGUCCUCUCUGUCCCGAAGGCACAAUGAUUCAACACGCUCGCAUUAUCGAGCCUUUGGAACAUCUAUCAAGUGCGCUACAAAGCGGCUCCGAAUCAGGGAGUAUCCUCAGUCGACGAUCAGCCUUUGGAUCAAUAUCUGGACGUACAGCUUCCCGAUCAAGCUCUAUGAGCCAUUCCACCCGUCGUUCCAUUGGCUUUGGUGACUCGAAACCAUCCUCUCCAAGUAACAGUAUGCCGAAAAUGAAAAGCAGCCAAUCUCUAUAUGCGAUGGCGAAUUCGCUAAACCAUCUCUCUGCGCCCUGGUUGGACAAGAAUCAACAGAAGCAGGCGGUCAAGUCUUUGUCCAGAGAGCUGAAGAGUGUCAAGCUAGCUCUUCCUGUUCGUCGGGCCUCGUCAAUUCGAAAAGGUCUGUUGAGAGAACAGCGGCUGUCGCGCCAGCCCAAGUUUUGCUUUUCCUCUAGUGGCAAAAGUCUCUUCUUCUGGGGCGAAGAUAGUAGUUGCAUAUCGCGUUUCGAUAUACCAAUGAUAGAUGGACAAAAACCCGAAACACUCAGAUAUGAUGUCUCUGGUGUUCAGUGUGUUGCGGCAGGAGAGCAGCGUUGUGCUGUAAUUUCCUUAGUGGGACAGCAUUAUGAGCUCCUUAUAUUUGGUCCAAAUGGUGUCUCUGCGGAGGCCCUUGUGACCAUCGACACUCCAGGUCUUACUCUUCGCUCUGAUUGUAUGGCUAUGUCCCGUAAUGAUAGACAUAUCGCGUUCAUACUCGAGAACCAGAUCCAUGUUUAUGAACUCGGGAACAUGUACGACCUAGAAGCCAGGUCCAUUAGAAAAGUCACAGUCAACGAAAGCCCUAGGUGGGCCCAGGAGAAAGCAGCUACCCAUCGAAAAAUUGCAUUCUCCGUUGAUGGAAAUGGACUUGUUCUUACUCGUCUUGAAAGCCAAUCUGUAUACUUCGACGUUUGGCACCGCCAAGGAGAUGUAUGGGACAUUGCAAAGGGCGGCUUUUAUUCUAUCAAAAAUACAUCAAUUGACGGGAGUCUUACUGGCGCGUUCUACGACAACCUUCAUCACUCUAUAUUUAUGACAGCCUUUUCAAGCAGAGAAUAUCCCCUGUUGUUUUCGACAUCCAAUGGCGAAGCCACUGGGUCCCCAUUUAGCACCAAGAUUCUUCAUGCCGCUCAAUCCCCCUCCGGCUCGCGAUACGCAUUCGCAAACGGCCUCAACGAGAUCUACAUUUGCGAUUACACCCCAGACGGACCAUUCAACCCUAUCCGAAUCAAGAAAGCCUCCUCCAAAAUAUCCUCAUCAGCCUUCAGACCCGGAAAGCUACUACUUUCCUUCCUUCAAGGAAACGUCCUCUUGGUAUUCUGGGUCAAAGACGAAAAGCUCGUUCUCCGGAUAGCUCGACUUAACGACAACGGCGAGGUUAUCAGCGACUAUGAUCUCCGGGCAGAUCUUGAACGUCUGAUGGCAGAGCGAACGCCAAGUGCAAGCUCGAGGACGCAGUCACCGAGGAUUGGUGUACCGUCCAGCCCCGUGGUGAAGAGGGGUCCGUCAAUUAGCCUCAGGCCUGACUUGCCGGAACUUGCAUCGAAUUGA
Messenger RNA from Aspergillus chevalieri, 2931 nucleotides. RefSeq lists its product as uncharacterized. The transcript has 5 exons. NCBI's taxonomy places the organism in Eukaryota, Fungi, Ascomycota, Eurotiomycetes, Eurotiales, Aspergillaceae. Bases 1 to 2931 code for a protein of 976 amino acids. The record is from RefSeq and is a predicted model, not a curated record.